Molecule: messenger RNA, 866 nt
Organism: Daldinia decipiens
Lineage: Eukaryota; Fungi; Ascomycota; Sordariomycetes; Xylariales; Hypoxylaceae
Product: signal transduction histidine kinase
Exons: 2
Coding region: 85-435 (116 amino acids)
Biological process (GO): phosphorylation; phosphorelay signal transduction system
Cellular component (GO): cytoplasm; nucleus
Molecular function (GO): protein histidine kinase binding; histidine phosphotransfer kinase activity
Source: RefSeq, a predicted model, not a curated record
CAGAACGAUGACGGUCAUGACACUGGCAACCUGCCCGACCUAGGGGAUGCGAUCGAUAUUGUGACUUUUAGUCAGAUUCUAGAGAUGGACGAUAGUGAAGACGAUCGUGAAUUUAGUAAAUCCAUCGUCUUCGGAUUCUUCGAACAGGCCGAGGAGACAUUUGAGAAAAUGGACACGGCUCUGGAAGCGCGGAAUCUUGAUGAGCUAUACCGACUUGGUCAUUUUUUGAAAGGCUCGUCUGCGACUCUCGGCUUAACUAAAGUUAAGGACAGCUGCGAGAAGAUCCAACGCUACGGGAAGAAAGAGAACCUCGAUGGCAGCCCAGAGAGGGAUGAGGCGCUCUGCCUAUCUCGAAUCACGGAAACUCUCAAGACAGUUAAGUCAGAGUACGCCGACGUAGAGCAGACCCUCAAGAAUUUCUUCAACUCUACCUAGCCGAUGGACGUGGGUCGAGUUUUUACAUUUUGAGUUUGAAUUGUACUAUGCUACUAGCAACCUUAGCGAUUAUGGUCACCACAUGGACACUCCCAUGGGUGCGACCAUUGCUAAAGGGCUUCGAACAUCAUGAGAAAUGAAGGCUGCUCCAAGUUCUCAGAGAGGGAAAGGAAGUAGCAGCCGAUUAUUCUACCUAACCCAUCAGUUGACUUCAGAUAUACCCCACGCCUGUCCUCUCGUACUUUUACAGCUUCGAUCAUCAGGUAGAGAGCAGUUUACUUUGUAUGAUGGUUUUAUUGCAGGCAGUUGGUUGGUGCGCGUAACUCGGAGCACAAUACACUGUACGAUCAUCUAGGUUAGUCUUAGGAGGCGACAGCUUCUCACGAUCGGACAGGCAAGUCGCGCUCCUCUAAUACACCGAUUUUUUUUUU